This is a messenger RNA of Ailuropoda melanoleuca (giant panda), 3564 nucleotides long. It is a transcript of the gene PJVK, whose product is annotated as pejvakin. The transcript is spliced from 6 exons. Bases 1826 to 2908 code for a protein of 360 amino acids. Gene Ontology annotation, cellular component: cytoplasm. The record is from RefSeq and is a predicted model, not a curated record. Gene Ontology annotation, biological process: programmed cell death. Lineage: Eukaryota; Metazoa; Chordata; Mammalia; Carnivora; Ursidae.
UCCCGCUCCUGCCGGUUCCCAGCCUUCACCCCGCGAAUUCCCAGCGCUUACCUCCCACCACGGCCUCGGCGUGGGCUUAGUUCUGCGUCCUUAAAAGGAGGCGGUUUCCGGCCCCGAGAGGCGGCUUGUUGGGAGUGAAGCUUCACAGUGUGUGAGGCCUUAGGCUCAGUUUCUUUUUCCGUGGUGGGGCUGAGGGAGGUUAGGGAUGGGGCUGCGUCACUUUAAGAAAAAGAUUUCAGAAUUCUAAAUGCAAAAUUGCUGCGGAACGUCCCUGGACCUGGCCUCGAAGCUUGGGACUCGCGGUAUAUCCGCUUUGAGGGGCUGCAGUGGGCUCUUCUGGUCUGAGCCCUGCCUUGAGGAGCUCGCAGGAAUGUCCGGGGACCCCACUCCCCCAACCCCCACUUCUCUCCCGCCCGGUGGUUUUCCAUUGUCUCUAGGCUUUCGUCGCGUUCGCGAGCGGAUCUGAGCAAGGCUUAGGUGUAAACGAAGGCUUUUCUGUGGGCUCCAAUUAAAUGCUGUUUCUGUACACCUGUGUUGUUAGUCGUAAUUGCGUUUGCCUGGGCUGCACCACCUUAGGUGGGGAUCAGACAGCGACGGUAGAUCUGUUGCUCAGGGGUUUGCUAGCCACUUGCAGAAAUGACUCCCUGUGCUUUCUCUGCGUUGUGGAAGAUUGCGCAGUGCUGUUCACACAAAGGGGCGUUAUUCAAAACUUUUUUUGGUUUUUGGUUUUUGGGGUUUUUUGGUUACAUGAGAGCCUUGGAUACUUGUAAGCAAAUGAAAACAGCUGAAUCUUGAAUCUAGUCAAAUUGAUUUAUAGUAUUAGAGGCUUGAAUUAGGCCUAUUCUGUCUUCUUCCCACUAUCCCUUCUGUAUAUGUAUCGCGAUUACUACCAUUAUGUUUUAACGAGUAUGUUACUGUAAGUGCACAUAGCCACUUUUUCAAAAUAUAACAUCUACAUAACUAUGGCAAUACAAUAUUUCAAGCAUUCAGAUUUGUUUCUAAAAUUUAUUUUUUGCCCCGAUAUCUUAAAAACAAGCCCAAACUUGAUAUAGCUCUCUUGAAAAGUUGAGUAACUGAGGUAAUAACGAUGAAACAAAAUAAAUGCAGCACUAUUUCAAAGAGUUGUCUAUCUGCCACCUACAGAGUAAGAAACCCCUAAGUCAUAGUUUAUAGUUAUUUAUAUAUGUUAGUAUUAUAUAGUUAUUUCUGAAUUUAUAUAUGUAAUCUGGCUUUCAUUUGUUAUAAAAAUCUGCAUACAGUUGCUUCUCUAUAGUCUGUGAAUUUAUGUUUUAUAUUAAUCACUUGGUUUUGUAGCAUAUAAGAAGGAAAAUGAAUGAACUGUAUACUAUAAGGAUUCAAAAGAGCACUUUACUGUUGCCACAAUUGGCAUGGUGAAGUUGUGAAGGAAUUCCCUUUGGACUAGGUCCACUGUAGAUGGUAUCCAGGGCUAAUGUUAGUGUCUAAAUUGCAUUGUUCCCGUAGAGCUAUAGGUUUCCUCAAAACUGGCAAACUACUAUCAACAGUAACCCUCAUCAAGGACAUUGGUUGUAUUUUAAAAUUAGUAGUUUUCCGCAUAUGUUUUAGUGCUUAUAGACCGCAAUUCCAAAUUGACUUGCUCUCAGUAUAUCAUUUAACACCGUUGAUCUAUAAUUCAUUGCCUGAGCACCCCAGGAGAGGCAGUGUUGUGAAUUGUACACUGGUAAGCUACUUGGUGAAACCAUGCUUUGUAUUUUUAAUGUGUUCAAUUAUAUUUAAAAUCGAGCAAGUCUUAGGUUUGUGCCUGGUUUCUUUGAAAGUAUGGAUUGUUAUCUGAGGGUUGCAGUUGAUGACAUUUUCAUAUCAUAUUAAUAUGUUUGCUGCUGCUACCAAGAGCUUUGUCAAGCAAGUUGGAGAUGGAGGGAGAUUAGUUCCUGUUCCAAGCCUCAGUGAGGCUGACAAAUACCAACCUCUAAGUCUGGUGGUAAAAAAGAAGCGAUGUUUUCUCUUUCCUAGAUAUAAAUUUACCUCAACACCUUUUACACUGAAAGAUAUUCUUCUAGGAGACAGAGAAAUUUCAGCUGGUAUUUCGUCUUAUCAGUUACUGAAUUAUGAAGAUAAAUCAGAUGUUUCACUCUAUGGAAGGCGGGGCAACCAUAUUGUGAAUGAUGUUGGGAUUAAUGUCACUGGAUCAGAUUCUGUUGCAGUAAAAGCCUCAUUUGGUGUGGUAACCAAACAUGAAGUGGAAGUAUCAACGUUACUCAAGGAAAUUACUACCCGAAAAAUUAAUUUUGACCACAGCUUGAUACGUCAGACAAGGAGCAGCAGAAAGGCAGUAUUGUGUGUGGUCAUGGAAAGCAUUCGAACCACACGACAGUGCUCACUGUCUGUGCAUGCUGGAAUUCGCGGGGAAGCCAUGCGGUUUCAUUUUAUGGAUGAACAGAAUCCCAAGGGAAGGGACAAAGCUAUUGUUUUUCCAGCACACACAACCAUAGCUUUCAGUGUUUUUGAACUCUUCAUUUACUUGGAUGGUGCCUUUGACCUUUGUAUCACUUCAGUGUCAAAAGGAGGAUUUGAGAGGGAAGAAACCGCGACGUUUGCGCUGCUGUACAGAUUGAGGAAUAUACUAUUUGAGAGAAAUAGAAGAGUAAUGGAUGCCAUUUCUCGUUCACAGCUUUACUUAGAUGAUCUUUUUUCUGACUACUAUGACAAACCUCUCAGCAUGACUGAUAUUUCUCUCAAAGAAGGGACUCAUAUCCGAGUUAACUUGCUUAAUCACAACAUUCCAAAAGGACCUUGCAUACUCUGUGGAAUGGGGAACUUUAAAAGGGAGACAGUUUAUGGGUGUUUUCAGUGUUCUGUCGAUGGGCAGAAGUAUGUGCGACUUCAUGCAGUUCCUUGUUUUGAUGUCUGGCACAAGAGGAUGAAAUAAAACGGAAAGUGAACAUAGUGUUUUAGGUGCAACUGUGCCACACACCUUUCCAAAAUCAUCUAGGUAUGCUUUGCUGAAUUGUGGCGAAUUAAAGAGGGAGAGGAAAGAGAAAUUAACCCAUCAGGGCAUCGAUUUCUUCAUCUAUAAACGUGGAGAUGAUAAUAGAAUCUGCCCUAUAAAUUGUCAUAAAGAUUAAUAUUGUUUAUGUGAAAAAAGGUUUAAAUAUAAAAUUCAAAAUAUAGACGUUCCUUCAUGCUAUCUACCAGUUACUUUAGAAUUAUAUUUGGGAUUUGGCUAUAAUUUUAGAUAACUUUACGUAGUGAUUUUUCUAAAUAUCAAUUUUAUCUUUAAUUGACUUUUAAUUCAACAUUUAAGAAUGACAAGAGGUUAAAAGUGGUGACGUUAUGGUGCUUUAACCAUUGCCUUAUGUCUGGUAAAAUGAGAAAAAUGUGUUAAUAAUUUAAUGUAAUCCUAAAUGUUUAAUUGUGGUAUCAAAUGAAAAGCACACGGAGCUCAGUGUGGGGUUUUAUGGACACAGUUCACAAGGUGACUGAUAGCAGUUUGCCUUUGUGUGACGUACACAUGCUCACUAGUUUUGUCUUUAUAAAAACUCACUACUGUCAUUUGAAAGUUAAGGCAGCUAGGACACCUUGAUC